Laetiporus sulphureus 93-53 is the source of this 618-nucleotide messenger RNA. RefSeq lists its product as uncharacterized. NCBI's taxonomy places the organism in Eukaryota, Fungi, Basidiomycota, Agaricomycetes, Polyporales, Laetiporaceae. The coding region runs from base 1 to 618 and encodes 205 amino acids. The transcript is spliced from 5 exons. The record is from RefSeq and is a predicted model, not a curated record.
AUGUGCCUGCCCCCCGCAAGUGCCCAUGCGAGGAUUCCGGACCACCGUCGUCGCCUGCGACCAAUCUCCAACAUCAGUGGUGUAAAUGCAUCCAAGAGCUCUGACUCGACAUCAUCGCAAAACCAAAUGCCGUGCCGGGGGAGGAAGAUUGGGAUACAGGAGAAGCUGCUGGAGACAAAGUACUAUGACAUCUUGGGCAUUCCUGUUGAUGUGACAACAGACAAUAUCAAGAAAGCAUAUCAUUCUCCUCAUGCAGAGGAAUGCUUCAAGAAAAUCGCGAUUGCAUAUCAGACAUUGUCUGACCCUGAGCUACGAUGGAAGUAUAAUGAGUUCAGGGCAAAGGAAAGCAUGCCAGAGGGUGAAUUCGUUGAUCCAGAGGAGGUCUUUGGUACCAUCUUUGGCGGUGAGCGGUUCGUGCCUAUCAUCAGACAUAUUAGCCUUGUCAAGGAUAUGAAGGCAGCACUGCAAGAAGCAGAUGAGAUGGAGGACGAGGAGAAUGGGAAGCAGAAAGCAGCCGUACGUGCAGAAUGGGUACAGAAGCUUGUACAGAAUCUGGAGCGCAAGCUCGGGAUCUUCACAGAGUCAGCAAUGGGCCCGGAUGAUCGGCAGGUGACAUAA